Molecule: messenger RNA, 540 nt
Organism: Quercus robur (English oak)
Lineage: Eukaryota; Viridiplantae; Streptophyta; Magnoliopsida; Fagales; Fagaceae
Product: peamaclein-like
Exons: 2
Coding region: 126-416 (96 amino acids)
Source: RefSeq, a predicted model, not a curated record
AGACUAAUAUAAAUACCCACGUAAACUUCAAGAGGCCAUAGCCACCUUAGCUUUAUUCACUACUCACCACUCACUAGUGCUCCAACAACCAUUUCAAACAGUCCAUUACCAAAAAGUGAAAAAAAAUGAAGCCUGUCGUUGCAAUUUUGCUACUUGUGUCAGUGUUUCUAAGCUUCUCCUUCCUUCAGUUCACUAUGGCUGAAUCCACCACCGGGGAUGCUCCAAUUCCAAGUUUUUGUGACUCCAAAUGCGGUGUGAGGUGUGCAAAUGCAGGAGUGAAGGACCGUUGCAUAAGGUAUUGUGGAGUCUGCUGCCAACAGUGCAACUGUGUUCCUUCAGGGACAUAUGGAAACAAGUCUGAAUGCCCUUGUUACAGAGACAAGUUGAACUCCAAGGGCAACCCUAAAUGCCCUUGAUUAUUUAUUAUGUGACAUUUACCAAUCACUUUCUUCAUGUUUUGUACGUUUUGGUUUAGCUACCUACUGGGUAUAACUUUGGUUGGGAUUUAUAUGGAAGUGCUUUUCUUGCUUCUGAGUUCUA